Molecule: messenger RNA, 3963 nt
Organism: Dipodomys ordii (Ord's kangaroo rat)
Lineage: Eukaryota; Metazoa; Chordata; Mammalia; Rodentia; Heteromyidae
Product: zinc finger protein 264-like
Source: RefSeq, a predicted model, not a curated record
GUGAGCAUGCAGAAACGACAGCCACAGAGCCAACCCCUUGCCCGCCAGCCGCACAGGAAGCCCCGGGGGCCUCGUGGGUAGCACAAGCCGGGGGCUAGGACAGUCCAUCUGGAGUGUGGGAAAGGCUCUUGAAACCAGGGUCAGAGGCCCAGAUGGAGAAAAAGCCCAGGAAAAGGAGCCCCAGACAGGAGGAGGCAAGGACAGGUGAGGACGUGUGUCCAGGGACUGUCCAGGAGGAGAAUGCCUUCAAGUGCAGUGGGUGCAGGAAAGUGUUUAACAAGAAACCUCUCCUUGUUGGACACGAAAAAAUCCACUCUGGAGUGAAGCCGUACCAGUGCACAGAAUGUGGGAAGAUGUUUAUCAAGAGCACGCACCUUCUGCAGCACCAGAUGAUCCACACCGGGGAGAGGCCCUAUGAGUGCCUCGGGAAAGCCUUCAACCGCAAGUCGUACCUCACCCAGCACCAGUGCAUCCACAGUGGGGAGAAGCCCUACAAGUGUGGGGAGUGCGGGAAGGCCUUCACCCACCGCUCCAACUUUGUCCUGCAUAGCCGGCGGCACAGUGGAGAGAAGUCUUUCCUGUGCACAGAGUGCAGACAGGUGUUUCAACACCGGGGAGGGUUCCUGAGACACUACAUGGUCCACGGUCCCUACAAGUGCUUUGUGUGGGGGAAGGUCUUCAAGCACAGGUCAUACCUCAUGUGGCACCAGCAGACGCACACGGGGGAGAAACCCUUCGAGUGCAGCGAAUGCGGGAAGGUGUUUUGUGAAAGCGCUGCCCUGAUCCACCACUAUGUCAUCCACACGGGAGAGAAGCCCUUUGAGUGUCUCCAGUGCGGGAAGGCCUUCAACCACAGGUCCUACCUCAAGAGGCACCAGCGCAUCCACACGGGCGAGAAGCCCUAUGUGUGCAGUGAGUAUGGAAAAGCCUUCACCCACUGCUCCACCUUCAUCCUGCACAAAAGGGCCCACACCGGAGAAAAGCCUUUUGCAUGCAAGGAAUGUGGGAAAGCCUUCAGCAAUAGGGCGGACCUGAUCCUGCACUUCAGCAUCCACUCUGGGGAGAAGCCCUAUGAGUGCAUGUAGUGUGGGAGGGCCUUCAACUGAAGGUUGGGCCUCACGUGGCACAAGCGGAUUCACAGUGGGGAGAAGUCCUAUGAGUGUAUCGAGUGUGGGAAGUCAUUCUGCUGGAGUACAAACCUCAUCCAACAUGCCAUCAUCCACACGGGGGAGAAGCCCUAUCAGUGCAUGUGGCAAGGCCUUCAGCUGCAGCUCCUCUGUCAGCACCAAAAGAAACACAGAGGGAGAAACCCCGCCUGCAAGGCAGGCGGUGGGAGGACUUUCAUGAGCAUGCAUGCCUCGGUGACCCUCCAGGAACUCCUGGUGGGGAGAGGCUUUGUGAACGGACCCACUGGGGAAAGAUUGCCAAAAGGAACAUCUUUCUUGGCAUCUGGUCAUGUAUGCCAAAGAGAAAGUCCACAAGUAUCUCCCCUAUGAGGAAUCUUCAGUGACAGUCUUUCUUGUCAUCUAAAGACAUCUAAAAACCAACUUGGCAUAGAGCAUUAUUCUCAUCUGAGACUUUAUCUAAUUGAUGUUCAAGGGUUUUGAUCACAUAGAAAAAUAUCUUUAGCUAUGUCUCUCUUCUAGUUUACAGUGCAAAUUAUCUCAGGAAUUGUUUUUAAAAGGAGAGGUAGAAAAUGCAGUGCAAGCCCUGGUCUCUGGGGAGCAGUCUGCCCAGACUUCGGCCCUCUGUCUGUCUGUCUGACUGGCUGGUAUCAGAGGUGAAGGCCUUAGCCUUGCUUUGUCUUAGGUGUGUGUACGCACUUUGCUGCCCGGUGUCAGGAGUGAGACACUCCAGUAGGCUGCAGGUGUCUUACUCAUACUUACUGUGUUCUGCAGUAGCUUAUUAGGGGGCUUGAGCGAUGAAACGCUUUUAUGUUUAAAGCAAUAAUGCACAUUUGAAUGAACAUAUUUUAUUGUACUGUUAUGAUCAUUUAAGGCUUGAAUUGUAAAAGAAGCAAACUUUUGUGUGGUUUUAAAAACCAACCAAAGCUAUUAUGUUGACUUGUAAUCCAACCUUUGGAUAGCAGAGAAGGAAAGAGCUACAGUUCUGUGCCAGCCUGGACUACAAAGCUAGACCUAGACUCAAAAGAGAGAAACGCUUGUUCUUGGCCUUCUGUCUGACUGCUGUAGCUGUGUAUACCUCUGUUAUUUAAAACUGAUGUAGCAUUUCUAGUUCCUUCCAGCACUGUUGGGCAUUUUUUUUUAUCAGUUUUCUUGACUCUCCGUCUGCUUCCCUAACCCUCCUCCCUGCUUCAUCCCACUUUUCCCCCACUCCCUUUUUGUGUGAGAGACAAAGUCUCCCCAUGUCCCAGGCUGUUCCUCCACUCCAGGGCUCACUUGUGAGCCGCUGGUGCUCACAACCACCUGUUCCACUGUACCUGGCUGUAUUCUCUGGUCUUUGUCAGUAUUUAUCCUUUUUUUUUUGUUGUUCAUUUCAAACUCAUUAGCACUUACAUUAGUUUAGGGUUGUUGUGUGUGUUUCCUUCUGUGUUUAUUUUUUGGGGCAGUACUAGGGUUUGAACUCAAGACCUCAGCUUUUCUAGGCAGGUGCUCUACAAAUGAGCCACUCCUCCAGCCCUUCCGUGCACUGGUUAUUUUGUCUCUGGCCUGCUGUUCAAACUUCCUGUCAAUAAAAUUGAGUGAGUUCAAAUUUCAGUAACAGACAUUAAAUACUGUUUCCUUAAAAAAGCAAAAAGUCAGGGUUGGAAGCAUGGCUCAAUGGGUAGAGUGCUAGCUAGUGAGAGAAAGCAGCAGGUACCAAGUUAAGAGUUCUGUCUUGGACCUAAAAUAAAAGUAAUAAUUUCAAGGUGAUGACCUAUGAAAGUGUAACCCCUGUAAUUCUGUGAUGACAAGGACCAUAGAGGUGGGGCACGAGAAAGACCUUGUCUGCCAUUUGUGUGUGUGUGUGUGUGUGUGUGUGUGUGUGUGUGUGAAGUCUUGUAUUUCUGCAGGACUUACGCAUCAAGUACAUGGCUGAAAGCUAUCUGGUUUGGAGAUGCUGUUUUUAUUGCACUUUUCUGUAUGACACAAUGUAUAGAUCUAUGAGAGAGGUCUAUGGUGUGUAUGGAAUGUAAACAGUUUCUCAACUUUCAUUGCUGCUAUCUGAGCUGUAUUCGUUGGCCUCAUUGGAGAGAGAGCAACAGGAUACUGGCUUGAGUAUUCCUGUGUCAUUAAAUGCAGAAAGCUUAAGAGUGUGACUGCAGUCCUGGUUUCUUUUUCUGGUGAGAGCAGUAGCUGGCCCCAGCUGAGAGGCGGGACUCCCAUGGGUGUGAAGGUGGCCUUGUCUGGCGCAGUGGCAGAAAAGAGGCUGCUUCCUGGAAUGCUCCGUGGUUUAGUUUUGAAGGCCAAGGAUGUUUAAUCUGGGCUGGUGAUGCAGCCCAGUGGUUGAGUGCACCUGCCGGUGCACUGACUUCAGAGUUGGGAUGGCCAGGGUGGCUCUGUGGCAGAAUGUGCCCACCUAGGUGAUGCGGGGUGCUGGGCCCCAUCCUGGCUCCAUCUGAACAAAGUUCCUGUGCACUGCUUGGAAGCCGGCAUACUAACCUUUGUCUCUGCAUCUCUGGCCCCAGAGGUCCAGCUUGCGCCAGCGCCAGGCAAUUCCAAGAUGCCCAGGCUCCUCACAGCUGUCUGUCCUUACAGGUUCUGUGUGACCUCCCUCCAAAGGCCCUGCAGCCCCGGGACCCGGGGGGCUCAGCGUGGCCCACGAGGCCUCCUGAGCCUGCUUAGUACUGGUACGGCCUUGGGGGUCCGGGAGACUUGGCCCCUUUCCCUGCGUGUCCCGGGCCUCACCAACCUUCUCGUCCGAGCCCUUGAUACCCUGCGCCGGCUUCCGGUCCCUGUGAACGAGACGCGAAGCCAGGUGGGCGCCGUGGACCACACCGCCCAGUGCGAGCCGGUGCCCGUG